AUGAAGCAGCAGGCUGCUGUCUGUCACGUAUCGCCUGUAGAGUACACUGGUCUUGGUGAAUGGCGCCUGACCGCUGUUGCUGUUGAUUUUGCACCUUGGCAAACCCACAUCGUUCCCUCUGCCUCCAGUUCAGCAGCCACUACCGGUGAAAUUAAUCCUGACUUGAGUCCAUUUAGAAUCGAUGCUGUUUCAGGAAAUGUCGUCGCCCAAAAUGGCCUGCCUGGCUCGUCGGCUGAGCUUGAUUAUGAGACUCGACCUCGCUUCUGGCUCUCAAUUUCCUUCCGCCUUACCUUUCCCAGCAACAAGACUACUACUCAGCCACCCUCAGUGCCUUUGUUUGGCUAUACUGUAGUCCCUGUGGAUUUAGUAGACGUGAACGACUGUGCGCCGAUGUUUGACUCGACUAGGUAG
Protopolystoma xenopodis is the source of this 411-nucleotide messenger RNA. NCBI's taxonomy places the organism in Eukaryota, Metazoa, Platyhelminthes, Monogenea, Polystomatidea, Polystomatidae. The record is from the annotation of a GenBank genome assembly.